Aspergillus caelatus is the source of this 1392-nucleotide messenger RNA. RefSeq names its product putative cell cycle control protein (Cwf26) (gene cwc26). The transcript has a single exon. Gene Ontology annotation, cellular component: RES complex; U2-type spliceosomal complex. Lineage: Eukaryota; Fungi; Ascomycota; Eurotiomycetes; Eurotiales; Aspergillaceae. The record is from RefSeq and is a predicted model, not a curated record. Gene Ontology annotation, biological process: mRNA splicing, via spliceosome. The coding region runs from base 295 to 1299 and encodes 334 amino acids. Gene Ontology annotation, molecular function: RNA binding.
CAAAAUUCCUCGAAUAAACUAAAGACGUUUCUUACGCGAAGUGUUAAAUAUCCAUCAAACUUCGUGGCUUUGAGUACAAAGAUAUUCAUUCCAGCCUGAGGCUACCAGUAGGUAAUCUUGGAGGGUGACUAAAAUGCUUGGCGAAUACAGAAUAGAGUCAAACCUUGACCGCCUUUGGAGUCGGCAAACUACAUCCUGGCGAAACGAUCCUCCGAUUAUCAGAUAACGGUGACACCAAACCAGCUUUUAUCCAAUCUCCCAUACACCAAAAACGCCACGAUCACCAUCACAAAAAUGCCUUCCUCUUCACUAGCCGAUUACCUCGCAAAGAACUAUUUAACAGCCGACCCCGCUACGGAGCGACCCAAAAAGAAGCGCAAGAAGACCAAGGAAGUCGAUACCGCCACACAAGGCCUGAUCAUUGCCGAUGACGACCCUCCCGAUCUCAAGAGCUCCUCGAUGAACUUCAUGAACGAUGACGAGGAUGGUCCAUCAGUUGUAACGUCUACCCGGAGUGCGGAGUUCCGUCGCACGAAAAAGUCGAACUGGAAGAGUCUAGGCGGUGCCGGGAACGAGCAGGACGCGGCGGAUGCGAUUAUCGCGUCGGCUGCUGCUGAGAAUGCGGCGCGUAGGAAUGAAGGAGAAGAUGAUGAUGCACCUGCCGUCGUUGAAGGGGAGGAUGACGAUGGAGCGAUGAGGAUGGAGUCUGGUGCGAGGGCGGGUCUACAGACUGCGGCCCAGACGGCUGCGAUGGUUGCUGCGCAGGAACGACGGAAGAAGGUCGAGGCUGCCUUGUAUAAGGACAAUCCAGCAGGGGAGCAGGCACAGGAGACGAUUUAUCGUGAUGCGUCUGGACGAAUUAUUAACGUGGCAAUGAAGCGGGCGGAGGCGCGUAAGGCGGAGCAGGAAAAACUUGAGAAGGAGGAACAGGCGAAAGAGGCGCUGAUGGGCGAUGUCCAGCGGCAAGAGCGAGAGAAACGUCGAGAGCAGAUUCAGGAAGCGCGGGCGAUGCCGGUUGCCCGGACGGUCGAUGAUGAAGAUAUGAAUGACGAGUUGCGGGCCCGACAGCGGUGGAAUGAUCCAGCUGCACAAUUCCUGACGAACAAGGGUCCUGGGAAGAGCGCAACCGGUAAACCUUUAUACAAGGGGGCUUUCCAGCCGAAUCGAUAUGGAAUCAGACCCGGGCACCGAUGGGAUGGAGUGGACCGCAGUAACGGAUUCGAGAAAGAGUGGUUUGCAGCUAGGAAUCGGAAAGGAAGACUGGAGGCUUUGGAUUACCAGUGGCAAAUGGAUGAGUGAUAUUGUACAUAAGAAUGGGGUUUUAUUAUUGGGGCUUUGUCCGGUGCUGGACACUGGAGAGACGUGUGACUUUAUAAUACUGAUACAUUAUUG